Neltuma alba is the source of this 2377-nucleotide messenger RNA. RefSeq lists its product as uncharacterized. The record is from RefSeq and is a predicted model, not a curated record. Gene Ontology annotation, molecular function: transmembrane transporter activity. Gene Ontology annotation, biological process: transmembrane transport. Gene Ontology annotation, cellular component: membrane. NCBI's taxonomy places the organism in Eukaryota, Viridiplantae, Streptophyta, Magnoliopsida, Fabales, Fabaceae.
GGAAUGCAGACACUCGUCCACCGGAAAGUUGGAUUCACUGUUUUUCGAGACCAAGAGAGGAAUAUUAGAUUCAAUGUUUCAUGCGUGUCUCGCAAAGAAUUUAGGGCCUAGAUCACAUUCGGCUCCUGCAAAAGCUGUGCAGAGAUAUCUCGGUGCGUGCAGUUGGUGAAGAGGAGAUGAAAUCAGAGACGGUGACUUUGGUGCUGGUGAACCUUGCUGGGAUAAUGGAGAGAGCUGACGAAUCGUUGCUGCCGGGUGUCUACAAGGAGGUUGGUGCAGCGCUUCACACCGACCCGACCGGACUGGGUUCCCUCACCCUAUUCCGCUCCAUUGUUCAGUCCUCUUGCUAUCCUUUAGCCGCCUACCUUGCGUCGCGGCAUAAUCGGGCACACGUUAUCGCAGUCGGUGCUUUUCUAUGGGCCGCUGCUACUUUCCUCGUUGCCUUCUCCUCCACUUUCUUUCAGGUUGCUGUAUCACGAGCAUUAAAUGGUAUUGGCCUGGCACUGGUUGCACCUGCAAUUCAAUCCCUUGUUGCUGACUCAACUGAUGAUUGCAAUCGUGGCAUGGCUUUUGGAUGGCUUCAACUCACAAGCAAUCUUGGUUCUAUUGUUGGUGGCCUCUUUUCCGUGUUGAUAGCUCCUAUUACAUUCAUGGGAAUCCCUGGUUGGAGAGUUUCCUUUCAUAUUGUUGGAGUAAUAAGUGUUAUAGUGGGUACUUUAGUAUACUUCUUUGCCAAAGAUCCACAUUUCUCAGGUUACAGCACAAGUGCUUGUAACCGAAUUCCAAAUAGAACAUUAUGGUCAGAAGUAAAAGAGUUAGCUCAAGAAGUCAAGUCAGUUUUGAAGAUUUCAUCAUUCCAGAUAAUUGUUGCCCAGGGCGUCACUGGCUCCUUCCCGUGGUCAGCAUUGUCAUUUGCACCAAUGUGGCUUGAGCUCACUGGCUUCUCCCACAACAAAACAGCAUUCCUCAUAGCUUUGUUUGUGAUUGGCAAUUCGGCUGGAGGUUUAUUCGGGGGUAAGACUGGGGAUAUCCUUUCAACACGAUUUCCAAAUUCUGGGAGAAUAAUUCUGGCGCAGAUAAGCUCUGCAUCAGCAAUCCCCCUUACAGCAAUACUAUUGUUGGGUUUACCGCAUGAUCCAUCAACAACAAUGCUACAUGGGUUGGUCCUCAUCAUUGUGGGAUUCUUCAUCUCUUGGAAUGCUCCUGCUACCAACAAUCCAAUAUUUGCAGAGAUUGUUCCUGAGAGAGCUCGAACGAGUGUAUAUGCUUUGGACCGAUCUUUUGAGUCAUUGCUGUCAUCUUUUGCUCCGCCUUCAGUUGGACUUUUGGCUCAGCAUGUGUAUGGAUACAAACCAAUUCCCCUGGGGUCUACUGUAUCUGAAGAGAUUUUGACGGAUAGAAAGAAUGCCGCAUUUGCUAAGGCGCUAUAUACUGCAAUAGGUAUUCCAAUGGCAAUCUGCUGUUUGAUCUACUCAUUCCUUUAUGGGGCCUAUCCAAGAGACAGGGAAAGAGCUCGGAUGGUAGCUUUAAUUGAAUCAGAGAUGCAGCAGAUGGAGUCAGAUGGUUUAAGCACCAAUAGAGAUUUCCUCUCAAAAGCUCAUUCUUCCGGGUCUGAAGAAAUGUUUGUUCAUGAUUAUGCUGGGGACACCAUAGAUGUUGAUGAUGAAGAUAAUGUUCUGCUGUACCGUGGCAUUUGACUUUCUCCAAUUUAGAUGAUUAGUUUUGAUUCAGCACUUUCUGCAAUAUCGACUGGGGAAUUUUUCGAAACUGCACAAGGUUUAAACUUUUCCCGUGAUGCAUCACCCGCUGAUUCCACUUGGUGAGUUCGGUGAUAAAUUUGUACAUCAAGUUGAAGAGAUAACCUCCUGCACCUAAGCCUCAUGUGAACGACUCAAGCCUCUUAACAGUGGUAAUUACAAUAUUCUAAAGAUACAAUUCAGCCGUGGCCAGGGAGUUUUUAGGACUAUUUUCCCUUCAAAGAUUUUUUUUUUUUAAUCAUCAGAGGUACAGACCGGCAAUUUGCCCAAGUCAGCUAUCAGUCGAGGGAUCAAAGACUUGGGACGGUCAAACUCAGCAGUCCUGAUAACAGGAGAUGAGAUAACGUCUCAUCCUUUCAGAGAUUACAUUGAAGAGGCUCAAAUAUCGAUAGAUGCGAGCAACGGGGUGCCCAUCAAUUUAAUGUACAGGGAAGAAUAAGUGUGCCAAUGCAAUCGCUAGAUUUGUUUUAUUCUAAUCAGUGAUGUGCCUGAGAUUUGUAGUAGAUAUAGAGUUGGAUGAAUUACCAACGUUUCAAUUGAGCUUUGUAUUUUGAUUGAUUGUAAUGACAAAACGUACAGAACGACAGAAAUGCACAUAAUGCAGGUGAAGACGAAGUAUG